Messenger RNA from Humulus lupulus (European hop), 1704 nucleotides. RefSeq lists its product as uncharacterized. The record is from RefSeq and is a predicted model, not a curated record. Lineage: Eukaryota; Viridiplantae; Streptophyta; Magnoliopsida; Rosales; Cannabaceae. The transcript has 4 exons. Bases 1 to 1704 code for a protein of 567 amino acids.
AUGGCCCAGCAAAGGACGUUGAAAGAGUUGGCAGCACCAGAUCUUGACCAACUACCGCUUUGCAUCCAGUAUCCACCUUUGGAUGUUAACUUUGAGUUGAAGUUGGGCCUCAUCCACUUAUUGCCUUCUUUCCGUGGGCUGCCCGGUGAGGACCCGAAUAAACAUUUGAAGGGGUUUCAUAUUGAUGCAGCUAAAGAGUCGUUGUACUAUCUUCCACCUGGUACUGUUGAAACCUGGAAUGGUAUGAAGACUAUGUUCUUGGAACAAUAUUUUCCAGCAUUUAAAGUUGGAAGCAUAAGGAAAGAGAUCUGCAGAUUACAAUCACUGGAUAAGAGUAUGAUUGAUGCAGCAAGUGGGGGUGCACUAGUUGAUAAGACUCCUGGUGUAGCCAGGAGCUUGAUUUCUAAUAUGGCUGCUAACUCACAACAGUUUGGCAUUCGCCAAGAUCCUACUCCACUACCCAAAUCAGCUAAUGAAGUGAGCACCUCUAAUGCUAAUCAGCUUGGUCAACAAUUGUCUCAAUUAACUGCAGUGGUACAACAACUUGCUUUAGGCGAACAGGUGAGGCCAUGUGGAAUCUGUCAGGUUGUGGGGGUUGCUACUGAUACUUUCCCUACUUUCUUUGAGGGAGAGACUGAGGGUGUUAAUGCUGUAGGAAAUUUCCCUGGUCAAUUACGUCAGAUGUACUAUGAACCAUUUUCACAAACUUAUAAUCUUGGCUGGCGUGGUCAUCCAAAUCUUCAUUAUGGGAAUCAACAACAAGUUGCUCCACAAUUUACACCUGCAAGGCCACCUGGUUUCACUUUUCAACAGUGGUCUCAACAGAAUUUUGUACCCAGACCAUUGAAAGCACCGCAAGCUGCUCCACCACCAAGUGUAAAACCUUCCACUGAAGAUUUAAUCAAUGCAAUUGCUACAAAUAUGCUUCAGUUGGAAGCUCAUCUUUCUAAUAAAUUACCUUCACAACCUGAGAGGAAUCCCAAGGAGAAUGUAAGUGUGCUAACUCUACAAAGUGGUAUACAAUAUGAGCCACCCACACAACCUUCAUUGCUAGCUCCAGUGCAAAAGAAAGUAAUAGACAACUCCAUCCAUGAUGAACCAUCAAUGCAAAAAAAGUCACAUAAACCAACUAUACCAACCUAUGUCCCUCGUUCGCCUUUUCCAAGCAGAUUGAAAAAGUUUAAGAAAGAGGAAGCUAACAAGGAAUUUUUUGAGACUUUUCGCAAAGUUGAGCUAAACAUUCCAUUACUUGAUGCUAUUAAACAAGUGCCAUGUUAUGCUAAAUUUUUAAAGGAGUUGUGCACAAAUAAGAAGAAAUUGAAGGGUGAUGAAAAGAUAAGUGUGGAGGAGAACGUCUCUGCUGUUCUCCAAAAGAAGCUGCCACCAAAAUGCAAGGAUCCUGGAACCUCUACAAUUCCUUGUAUGAUUGGGAAUAAAAGGAUUGAGCGGUGUAUGAUAGAUAUAGGAGCAUCGAUUAAUGUCAUGUCAUAUUCAUCAUAUGCUUCUUCAAAUCUUGGGCCACUAAAUGAGACAGGAGUUAUUGUUCAGCUGGCCGAUCGCACUAAUGUUUAUCCUUUAGGGGUAGUUGAAGAUGUGCUGGUAAAAGAUGAUGGACUUGUCUUUCCAGCAGAUUUUUAUAUACUUGAAAUGGGGGAUGCAUCAAUACCCAAUCUGACACCAGUUUUAUUUGGGAGGCCAUUGUAA